Aspergillus neoniger CBS 115656 is the source of this 1590-nucleotide messenger RNA. Its product is annotated as cytochrome P450. Lineage: Eukaryota; Fungi; Ascomycota; Eurotiomycetes; Eurotiales; Aspergillaceae. Gene Ontology annotation, molecular function: oxidoreductase activity, acting on paired donors, with incorporation or reduction of molecular oxygen; heme binding; iron ion binding. The coding region runs from base 1 to 1590 and encodes 529 amino acids. The transcript is spliced from 6 exons. The record is from RefSeq and is a predicted model, not a curated record.
AUGUUUCUCGGAAUCAGCACCGCCUCCUGGCUCGUGAUAGGCAUCAUAGGCGUUGGCUUGUGUCUUGUCGUGAAACUCUUUGAGACUUCGCCGGUUCCUAAUGACAUUCCUCGGGCUUUGAACAGGAAGAGUCUCCUAGGGCGUGCUGUGGAGCGUUUCGUUGGCGUCAACCCCAUAAGUUUCAUUCGCGAGGGUUAUCAGAAGUACUCCAAACAUCAAAAGCCAUUCGUGCUGCCCAGCGUCGCUGAGGGCGAUGAAGUUCUUCUUCCAAAAGACCUGGCCAAGCACGUUUUGUUUUCGAAAGAAAAUGAAUACAGCUUCAAAGCUUAUAUUACUGGCUUUUUCCAACUGAAGUACACCAGCUGGCCGCUGGCCUUUGCUAAUAAAUAUGACAACUAUGUCAAGCUCAUCAGUAAAGAUCUGACGGAAACCCUCAAGACGGACACGGUUGCAAGAUCACUGGCUGAGGAAGCCCUAUCAUGUCUGAAAGACCUCUGGGGCGAAGAUUCUGACAAAUGGGUCGAGAUCAACUUGUACUGUGCAAUGGAGAAGAUGGCGUCGCGGAUGAUCAAUGUGCUUGCGAUUGGACCAGGCCAUAGCGACGACGAGAUUCUUUUGAAUGCCAUGGCACAUUGCUCGGAUGCCAUCGUCUUCGGGGCCAGUAUCAUAAAGGCGUUUCCGUCUUUCCUUCACCCAGUCAUCGGGCCCAUUGUAGGAAUGGUCAAUAGAUACUUCGAGGUGAUUUUCCACAAGCGCAUGAAGCCUAUUAUUGAGUCCAAGAUCAAAGAACAGCAAAAUCAGACGGAUCCCGAAGCCCAAGAGGAAACGCUGAAGUCUAUUGAUAGCUUGCUGGACCUGCUCAUUCGGGCCGGACUCCGCAGCAAAUGGCCGAUGGAAGCCACGUCCAUGUGGCUAUCAUAUAGAAUCUUCAUGAUCAAUUUCCCGGGCGUACACACGACUGCAGUGUCCGCUACAAGUGUUCUUCUUGAUAUUUUGAGUGAUCCGGUUGAUGAGAACCUUGUCAAUCAUCUCAGAGCUGAAGUUGAGAGCAUUGCUGGUAGUUCAAGUGGGGACUGGACGGCAGAGGACCUGGGAAGGGCUGCACUGCUGGACAGUGCUGUGAAAGAGAGCCUCCGGUUGAACGGCAUUAACGCUGCCAGCCCGACGAGAAAGGUUGUCGCCCCCAAUGGUGUCAUUCUUGCGAACGGUCUUUUCCUGCCUUGCGGGACAAAGGUUGGGAUCCCCCAGUAUGCCCUCCACCGGGAUGAGGAAUUCUAUCCGGAAGCGGAUAGAUACAAUCCCUACCGAUUUUACACCGAGAAUGCAUCUGAAAGUGAGAGACGUCAGAGUUCGAUGACCACGCCUAGCGAUGAGUAUGUGGUCUUCGGUCACGGUCGUCGGCAGUGCCCUGGACGCUUUAUCUUCGCCCACAUUUUCAAGGUGUUCAUCGCGGAGAUGCUACUAAACUAUGACAUUCAGCCUAUCUUAGUGCGUCCUAAGAUUCACAGAUGGGGCCGUUUCCAGCUGCCACCUGUGACCACAAAGCUCACUGUGCGGCGUAAGAAGCGUAACUCGGUUACGUGUGAAUGA